Caenorhabditis briggsae is the source of this 2628-nucleotide messenger RNA. The record is from RefSeq and is a predicted model, not a curated record. Gene Ontology annotation, cellular component: cell-cell junction; plasma membrane. Gene Ontology annotation, biological process: homophilic cell-cell adhesion. The transcript has 9 exons. Gene Ontology annotation, molecular function: calcium ion binding. Bases 1 to 2628 code for a protein of 875 amino acids. Lineage: Eukaryota; Metazoa; Nematoda; Chromadorea; Rhabditida; Rhabditidae.
AUGGGACGAGUGGGGAUAUUCAUCCUCCUGUUCGCAACUCUUCUGGCGACUAUUCAGACUACUCUAGCUGAGUCUCCAAAUCCAAAACCACAAUGCACAUUCACUAGUACCAAUGGUUUUUAUGCUCAUGUUCCAUCGAGUUUGCCAAUUGGAGAUAUCAUUUUUCGUGGAGCCGUGAGCCCACCCGAUGCCGAGAUGCAGAUUGCUAAUGUGAGAUCUGAUGCGUUUAAGGAGACCGACUGGUCCGACCACAUGGUCAUCGACCGUUCCGAUCUCUCUCCAGGAUCAUAUUUGGUCCGUUUGUCUGCGUCUCUCUCACUUCCAGUCUAUCCAUCGACUUUAAAAGAAGCAAAUCUAUUUGUAACAGUUGUAUGUAAUGGGUAUGCCUAUCCAUUAUUCACUGUUCAUAUCGAUCCAACCAAUCGAUUUGCUCCACAAUUCUAUCAGGAACCUUAUGUUGUUCCAAUCGAGAAGAAUCUGCCGAUUUGGACUGUGAUUGAUACGCCGGUUGCUGCAAUUGAUUGGGAUCCAGAAGAGAAUUAUCAGCUCAAGUUUUGGUUGGAGGACUCCCACAAAGGCAUCGAUUUGGUCGAAGAGGCGGUCCGACCGAAAUCCAAGGAUCUCAUUUCGGGAAGCGCUGGUUGGGCGGACGAGCAGAUACCAAAACGGGUCCAGUUAAGGGUCACAGGACUCUAUGAUCUUCCGAUGACUCUCAGAUUGAUAGUUUCGGAUAACGCUAAAGAAAAUCCAAGAAAAUCAACCACAUUCAUCAAUUUGGUAGAGAAAUCUGCAUCUGGAAUCGCUACAGUAACCCAGAAAACUACAGUAACCCAAAAGCCAACUACAGUACCCACAACAACUACCAUACCCACCACCACUACCUUACCAUCUACGACAACUACGAUACUCUCAACGACAACUAAGGUAGCCGAGACUACAACUACCGUAGAGACUACUACAGCAACCGAAAGUACCGUAACCCCUACUACAACAUAUUCCGAAGACAUUGUGGAUUCAGAAGUGACAAAAACCCCAGUAGAAUUGAUUUCUGAACUUAAGAAGGCGUUGAAAAAUGCAAUCUCAACGAAACAAGACAAAGAAGAUGAUGUGGAAUUGGAUUUCGUUGCGUUUGGAGCCAAAAAUCGGGAAAUGAACGCGAUUGAGACUGAAAAUUCAGAAGAAAUUGAGAAAUUCGAGCCUAGAGAAGUGGAAUUUGGAGCUACGCGAUUCACACAGUGCUCUUUGAGAACAGUGAUUCCGGAGAACUCGCCAAAGGGAACGAAAGUGGCACAAUUGGAAGUGAUGAAUAAAAGAAAUACUACCAAAAUUCGCCUCAUCGAUCCAGAUGGCACAUUUACAAUCGACGAGGACACUGAUGAAGUGGUAGUUCUCGACCCAAAACUUGUCGAUCGAGAGUUAUUCAACACGUUGGAAUUGGUUGCAGAGAUUCAGAAUGCCGACCCAACAACACAAUGUACACGAAUCAGGGUUUAUGUUGAUUUGGAAGAUGAGAAUGAUAAUCGACCGGUUUUCGAAAAUGAGCAUUAUUUCUUCCAUAUUGAUCCAAACUUCCCGCCAGGCAGAGAAAUUGGUAGAGUGCUCGCUCAGGAUAUUGAUCAGGGCUCCAACGGUCAAAUAACCUAUCACUUGCUGACGCCAGAUGUACCAUUCCAAGUGGGGACCACCGGUAAAAAAGGAAUAAUCAUGAGUACCGGAAAAAUCGAUAAAGAAAUCGGGUUGUAUAAUUUGACGGUGGAAGCAAGAGAUCAUGGAGAGGAAGUGGUUAAAGUGGCAAAAGUUCCAGUUGAGAUAUUUGUGUUGGGAGGAGGAGUGGGCGGAGCCAAAAAAGUGGGCGGAGUCAAGGAGAAACCAGUUGUGGAGGGCGUGAAGACGGUGGAGCAGAAGAUUGAAGAGGUUCCAGAAGAAGAAGACGUCGAAGUGGUCACUGAAAUCGUGGAAGUCGUCGUUGAGGAGGAGGAAGAGGAGGUUCCAGUGAGAACGACGACUUCUGAAGUGCCUUCUGAAGAAUCUGUGGUCAGAACGACGGUGAAAGAGGAUUCGGAAGAAGCAGAAGAUUCAGACGACGCCAAGGACUCUGAAAAAGACGCUGAAACCGCACCAGAAGAAGAAUCAAAGGGUUCAGAAGUUCCAGAAACUCCUGAAAACGAAUCCAAAGAUUCGGAAACUCCAGAAACUCUAGAAGAGGAUUCAGAUGCCUCAUCUGAGGAUUCAGAAGCUCUAGGAGCUCCAGAAAACCGUCCAGGAUCCACUACACCACCCUCCAACACCAUCAAGGAGCCAGAAUCAGAAGAAUCGGAAGAUGAGCAAGCUCCACCCCCUCCAACAUCUACAGUAUUCUCAUUCCCGCAAUCUGAGUACAUUUAUGACGCGUUAGGAAUGGAAAUUCGGGAAAAUGAUGUUAUUGGAAAAGUCGAAGCCGGACCAAAUGUCGAGUUUUAUGCAGUUGAUAGAGAGGUAAUUGGCCUAAUUAAAAUCAACGACGCCGGUGAAAUUUUGGCGGGAAAAACACUGAAUCGAAGGCAGGAUGGACCAUUGAAGUUUGGAGUGUCGGCGACGAAUGGGUUUGAGACGGUGAGUAGGGUAUUUUUCAACAUGCUAAUUGAUUAA